Messenger RNA from Prosopis cineraria, 3877 nucleotides. Its product is annotated as probable LRR receptor-like serine/threonine-protein kinase IRK. NCBI's taxonomy places the organism in Eukaryota, Viridiplantae, Streptophyta, Magnoliopsida, Fabales, Fabaceae. Gene Ontology annotation, molecular function: protein binding; protein kinase activity; ATP binding. Bases 662 to 3592 code for a protein of 976 amino acids. The transcript is spliced from 2 exons. The record is from RefSeq and is a predicted model, not a curated record. Gene Ontology annotation, biological process: protein phosphorylation.
GACAGUAGAGAGAGAUAUCGAGGAAGGAGGAGCGAAGAGAGAGACUCUGCUCCGCCCCAUCUUUAAACGCCAAGUGAAACCCAUUUAUAAUUUAUUACUCCUCUGCCUCGCCUCUGAACUUCCCGGUCACUCUCAUUGGAACUCUGUUAAUCUCUUCUUCCCUCUUCGGUGAAUGAAAUUCCGGUGGAUUCCCCGCUGUCAAGUCUCCGGUUCAAACUCCAGAGGCUUUAAUUUACCUUAUUUUGCAUUUGACGGUGUUCGGAUCGAACUUUCUGGGACACUCUUUCUCUCUUCUUCAGCAUGUUUACGCCUUUAAGGCUCAGUAAAUCCUUUUCUCGAGUGAUUUCUAGGGUUUUGUACACUUUACCAAUUGCAACUCUCAUUUCAUCUUCGUCGUCGUCUUCUGGUGUUGUAAGUUUCUGGCUUUGCUAAUGCGAGUGCUCCCUGGUACUCUAGAGUCUUUUCUUCGACUUUUUGAGUUUUUUCCUCUGCAUUUAAAUCUAGCCGUUGGAGAAAGCUGGUCUUUUGCUUUUUGUGUUUUCCAUGCUUGGCGUUUUUCCGUUGGUCAUUUCUAGAGCUUUUAGAGGUCAGAAUCAGUGAACUUGUGUCUUCUUCUUUUGAUAUCUGAGCUUAAUUGCACAUGGGAGUGUAGCUUCCGAUAAUGCGGGCGGUUUUGAAUAUGAGAGCUCUUUCCUUCUUGCUUUUGUUGCUUUUCAUAGAUUCGGUGCUGGUGGCGAUUUCCGUGAACCCAUCCCUGAACGACGACGUUCUGGGUCUGAUAGUAUUCAAAGCUGAUAUUAAAGAUCCGAAGGGGAAACUGGUAAACUGGAAUGAAGAUGAUGAGAAUUCCUGUGGUUGGGUCGGUGUGAAAUGCAACCCUAGAUCCAACAGAGUCGUCGAGCUUAACCUUGAUGGGUUCUCUCUUUCGGGUAGGAUAGGUCGAGGCCUCUUCCAGUUGCAAUUUCUGCGCAAGCUUUCUCUGGCGAAGAACAAUCUCACCGGCAGCAUAAGCCCCAACAUUGCUCGGCUCGACAACCUUCGAGUGAUCGAUUUGAGCGAGAAUAAUCUCUCCGGCGAGCUUCCCGAUGAUCUUUUCCGACAAUGUGGGUCUCUAAGGGCGAUUUCAUUGGCAAGAAACAAGUUCACGGGGAAGAUUCCCUCCAGCUUGAGCUCAUGCUCGGCUCUCGCUGCAAUUGACCUCUCGUUUAACCAGUUCUCAGGUCCUCUUCCUUCUGGUAUCUGGACCUUGAGUGGGCUAAGGUCACUGGAUUUGUCGGAUAAUUUGUUGGAAGGUGAGAUUCCAAGGAGUGCUGAAGGAUUGAAGAAUUUGCGAACUAUCAACUUGGCCAAAAAUCACUUGUCCGGGAAGAUCCCUGAUGGGUUUGGAAGUUGCUUGCUUUUGAGAUCUAUUGAUCUCAGUGAGAAUUCUUUUUCUGGUAGCCUUCCCGAGGAUAUGAAGGAGGUCACAUUGUGUGGUUAUCUUAGUGUUAGUGGAAAUGCUUUUUCAGGUGAGAUUCCUGAAUGGAUUGGGGAAAUGAAAAGCCUUGAGACAUUGGACGUUUCUCUGAAUAGAUUUUCAGGUAAGGUGCCAAGCUCUAUAGGAAAUCUUCAGUCAUUGAAGACAAUGAAUUUCUCUGGAAAUGGUUUUUCUGGUAACCUGCCAGAGUCUUUGAUAAAUUGCACCAGCCUUUUAGCCCUGGAUGUUAGUCAGAAUUCAAUGUCAGGAGAUCUUCCCUCAUGGAUUUUUAAGUCAGAUUUGCAGAAAGUUUUGGUAUCAGAAAAUAAAUUGCGUGGAGGUCUGAAAAAUUCUCUAUAUUCCUUGGAGGCAGUUGUUGUUCAAAGUCUUCAAGUUCUGGAUUUAUCUGACAAUGCAUUUUCUGGUGAAAUUACAUCUGAUAUCUCAGUCUUAAGCAGCUUGAAGCUCUUGAAUUUAUCAAAGAACGCUCUGAGUGGUCCUAUACCAGCUGCCAUUGGAGAAUUAAAGUCCCUGAAUAGUCUUGACUUGAGCGAGAACCGGCUAAAUGGAAGCAUACCUAUGGAAAUAGGAGGAGCUGUAUCUUUGAAACUACUGAGAUUGAAGAAAAACUAUCUAGUGGGAGACAUUCCAGCCUCAAUUGGGAACUGCACUUCAUUGUCGACUUUAAUUCUAUCACAGAACAGCCUGACUGGUUCGAUACCUGUAGCAAUAGCAAAACUGACUGAUUUACAAGUUGUGGACUUGUCUUUGAACAAUUUUACUGGAAACCUUCCCAAGCAAUUGGCCAAUCUGCCCAAUCUUCUUUCCUUUAAUAUAUCCCAUAACAACCUAAAGGGUGAACUACCAGCUGGCCCCUUUUUUAAUACCAUUUCACCUUCUUAUCUUACUGGGAAUCCAUCUCUUUGUGGUGCUGCUGUCAAGAAAUCAUGCCCUUCUGUCCUUCCAAAGCCUAUUGUCCUAAAUCCAAACACCACUUCUGAUUAUGCUCCAGGGUCAUUAACUCCCAAUGUUGGUCACAAAAGAAUCAUUCUCAGCAUUUCUGCACUCAUUGCCAUCGGUGCAGCUGCUGUCAUUGUAAUUGGUGUCAUUGCCAUCACUGUUCUCAAUCUCCAUGUUCGGUCCUCUGCAUCUCAAGCUCCGGCUGCCCUCACAUUUUCUGCAGGGGAAGAAUUUAGCCAUUCCCCAACUACAGAUGCCAACUCUGGCAAGCUUGUCAUGUUUUCUGGUGAGCCAGACUUCAGCACUGGGGCGCAUGCUUUGCUUAAUAAGGAUUGUGAACUUGGGCGGGGUGGGUUUGGAGCAGUGUACCAAACAGUUCUCAGAGAUGGUCAUGCAGUUGCAAUCAAGAAGCUCACUGUGUCCAGUCUUGUCAAGUCUCAGGAAGAUUUUGAAAGAGAAGUGAAGAAACUGGGAAAAGUCAGACACCAAAAUCUUGUGGCACUCGAAGGUUACUAUUGGACCCCAUCCCUGCAGCUCCUCAUAUAUGAGUUUGUUUCUGGUGGCAGUCUGUAUAAGCAUCUCCAUGAUGGAUCAAGUGGAAAUUUCCUCUCGUGGAAUGAGAGGUUUCAUAUAAUUCUUGGCACGGCAAAAGCCUUAGCUCAUUUGCACCACACGAACAUUAUCCACUACAACAUCAAGUCAACUAAUGUCCUGAUUGAUGGCUACGGUGAAGCUAAAGUGGGCGACUUUGGCCUGGCAAGAUUAUUACCGAUGCUUGACCGUUAUGUUUUGAGCAGCAAAAUUCAAAGUGCUCUUGGCUACAUGGCACCAGAGUUUGCCUGCCGUACUGUGAAGAUAACAGAGAAAUGUGAUGUAUAUGGGUUUGGAGUUUUGGUUUUGGAAGUGGUCACAGGGAAGAGGCCAGUUGAAUACAUGGAGGAUGACGUGGUGGUGCUUUGCGACAUGGUCAGAGGAGCUUUGGAAGAAGGAAGGGUGGAAGAAUGUAUUGACGGGAGGCUGCAGGGGAAGUUCCCGGCUGAGGAAGCCAUUCCUGUGAUGAAACUAGGCUUAAUAUGCACUUCACAAGUGCCUUCAAACCGACCAGAUAUGGGAGAGGUAGUUAAUAUAUUGGAGCUAAUUAGAUGUCCCUCAGAAGGACAAGAGGAGCUUGGAUGAAUGGCGAAUGAAGUCGCUUUUUUCUGCCUGACCAAGAGGGAUAUACAAAUGGGUUAUCCGGGGAAGAAGAAUCCGGUUUUGUUUAUUAGAUAUAGAAAUUUGUUGCUGGAAAAAUGUUCCCUUUUCUGUUGUAAUUUUCUUCUUCUCUUGUUAGUUUUCAGCCUGCGUUUUAAGUUUAUCUCUGUAUGCUAGCUCCACCUAGGAUACCGGAUUCCUCUUCACCGGCUUCCAUUUUCAGAUUCCCUUUGGAAACUGUUUGGUCAAUUGCAAAUCUUUCACCUCCCA